AUGCAUCCAUGGAAAAUUCAGCAUCAUAUCUUCUGGUGCAUCUUGAGUGGGUACCUUUGGGCAUACGUGCUGCUAUGUCAUGGUCUGGUGUAUACUGAAGAACAGUCCCUCAGUGAGAUUGAACGAUUUCAAAAAUCGAGAUCUUCAAGCCAAGUCGAAGACUAUGUUACAUGCGAGGACUUGGAUGGUGUUGGAUCAUUCAAUACCACUUGUUUCCUCAAUUCAAACAUAUAUACAACUUCUGAUAUUUACGUACGCGGUGCUGGAAAUCUGGAGAUAAAUUCAAAUGUCGAAAUCAUUUGUCCAAUCGAAGGCUGCACGAUAAGUUUCAAUUUAUCGGGCAAUGCCAAAAUUGGUCGUAACACAACAAUAGUUGCCGGAACUAUCGUAUUUUCUGCUGCAAAUCUGACUUUGGAAUAUGAUGCUUCUCUGAAUGCAUCAUCAUUGGGUGGAGAUCCACCGUCUCAGACGAGUGGGACACCUGUCGGUUACGAUGGGGCUGGUGGUGGACAUGGUGGCCGUGGUGCGUCGUGUUUGAAAACUAAUGUCACGAAUUAUUGGGGUGGUGAUGUUUAUGGAUGGUCUACUUUGUCUCAUCCUUGGGGUUAUGGUAGUAAAGGUGGGGGCACAUCGGAUGAUCAUAAAUUCGGUGGAAAUGGCGGUGGCCGAGUGUUGCUUGAUGUAAAAGAUCUUCUCUAUGUAAAUGGAUCUGUUACUGCUGAAGGCGGAGAUGGAGGAUAUUUGGGAGGUGGUGGGUCGGGCGGGAGUAUCAUCUUACAUGCUCAAAAGCUAAGGGGCUUUGGCAUUGUAAGUGCAGCUGGCGGCAGGGGAUGGGGUGGAGGUGGAGGAGGAAGGAUAUCUUUAAACUGUUAUAGCAGACAAGAAGAUGUGGAAGUCACAGCUCACGGUGGAUGGAGUAAUGGCUGUUCAUGGAAUGCAGGAGCUGCUGGAACUUACUUCGAUGCAUAUGUACUGAGUUUACGAGUUGACAAUAAUAAUAUCACAACUGAAACCGAAACUCCUUUACUGGAUUUUUCAACUAGUCCGUUGUGGACAAAUGUUUAUGUGGAAAACAAUGCAAAAGUUCUAGUUCCACUGUAUUGGACAAGAGUUCAGGUGAGAGGUCAGAUAAGCUUGUAUAGUCGAAGCAGCAUCGUUUUUGGGUUGUCUGAAUUUCCAGUUUCGGAAUUUGAACUUGUUGCUGAGGAACUUCUGAUGAGUGAUUCGAUUAUUCAGGUUUAUGGAGCAUUUAGAGUAUCUGUGAAAAUGUUGCUCAUGUUGAAUUCCCAAAUCCAAAUUAACAGUGGAGGAUAUGCCGAGGUUGCUACAUCUAUCCUCGAAAUCCGGAAUCUUCUUGUUCUUAAGGACAGCUCUGUUAUCAGUUCCAACGCAAACUUAGCUCUAUUUGGGCAAGGGCUUUUAGAGCUAACUGGUGAGGGUGAUGCAAUCAAAGGCCAGAGACUUUCAUUGUCAUUAUUUUAUAAUAUCACUGUUGGCCCCGGCUCAUUACUUCAGGCUCCCUUGGAUGAUGAGGACAGUCGAAGCUUGGUGACUAAAUCGCUUUGUGAGAGUCCAAAUUGCCCAAUGGAUCUGAUUACUCCACCCGAUGAUUGUCAUGUUAAUUAUACACUGUCCUUCUCUAUGCAAGUUUGUCGUGUGGAGGAUAUUCUGGUUAAUGGAGUUAUUAAGGGAAGUAUUGUUCAUAUCCACAGGGCACGAACAGUCAUUGUAGACACUGAUGGCAUGAUAACUGCAGCAGAACUAGGUUGCAAAACUGGUGUCGGUAAGGGAAAUUACUCACAUGGAGCUGGUGCUGGGGCCGGACAUGGAGGGAGAGGAGGAUCGGGAUUUUACAAUGGGAUUAUGAGUGAAGGUGGUAAAAAAUACGGGAGUGCUGAUCUCCCUUGUGAGUUGGGUAGUGGCACUGAAGGUCCUAAUCCAUCUGAUGGGUAUGUGGCUGGUGGUGGAAUUAUAGUGAUUGGAUCCAAAUUGUGGCCACUUCUAAGGCUGGAUAAUUAUGGAUUGAUCAGUGCCGAUGGCGAAAGUUACCACAAGCCAACUCGUAAUAGGAAUAGUAGUCUCGUAGGUGGACUUGGUGGAGGUUCGGGAGGAACUAUCCUUCUCUUUCUUCAAUCCCUUGCACUUGCUGAGAACUCGUCUAUAUCUGUUGUUGGGGGCAUUGGUGGAUGUUUCGGGGGUGGGGGUGGUGGGGGUGGUAGAGUUCAUUUUCAUUGGUCAAAGAUUAAUGCUGGAGAAGAAUAUGUUCCACUUGCAUUUGUUAAUGGAGACAUAAACUUCAGUGGAGGCACUGGUGGCGGAGAUGGUCUUCGUGGAGAGAAAGGCACGAUUACUGGAAAACGGUGCCCCAAAGGCCUGUAUGGUACAUUUUGUACAGAAUGCCCUGUCAGUACAUAUAAAGAUGCCGAAGGAUCUGAUCCUAAUCUUUGCAAACCUUGUUCACUUGAUCGACUUCCUACUCGUGCUCAGUUUAUCUAUGUUCGAGGUGGAGUCACACAUUCUUCUUGCCCUUAUAAAUGUAUAUCCGACAAAUAUCGAAUGCCUAAAUGCUAUACACCUUUUGAGGAGCUGAUAUACACGUUCGGUGGCCCCUGGCCUUUUGUAUUUCUAUUAUUAUGUAUCGACUUGAUUUUAGCAGUAGCUCUGAGUACAGUUAGAAUUAAAAUAAUCGGCUCGGGAUUCUCAUACAAUAGGGCCGAUUCAAUCGAUCAUCAUAAUAGUGAUCAACGCUUUCCUCAUCUUCUUUCCUUAUCUGAGGUUCGAGGCGCCAAAGCAGAAGAAACUCAGAGUCAUGUUUAUAGGAUGUAUUUUAUGGGUCCGAAUACAUUUAGAGAACCUUGGCAUCUCCCUUACUCACCUCCUUCUGCAAUACUAGAGAUAGUGUAUGAAGAUGCUUUUAACCGGUUCAUUGAUGAAAUAAACUCUGUUGCGGCAUAUGAAUGGUGGGAAGGAUCUGUACAUAGCAUACUUUCGGUCCUCGCUUAUCCUUGUGCCUGGUCAUGGAAACAAUGGCGUAGGAGAAAAAAAGUUCAUCGGCUUCAAGAGUUUGUCAAAUCCGAAUAUGACCAUUCUUGCCUUCGUUCUUGUCGAUCACGAGCUCUAUACAAAGGAUUAAAGGUUGGGGCAACACCUGAUUUGAUGGUUUCGUACAUUGAUUUUUUCCUUGGCGGUGAUGAGAAGCGUGUAGAUAUGGUGGCCAGUAUACAGAAGAGAUUUCCCAUGCGAAUCAUUUUCGGUGGAGAUGGAAGUUACAUGUCUCCUUAUAAUCUGUACAGCGACACAUUAUUAUCGAAUCUCAUUGCACAGCAUGUACCUGCAACAGUUUGGAAUCGUUUAGUGGCUGGUUUAAAUGCCCAGCUGAGGACAGUUAGGCAUGGAAUUAUCCGUAAAGCCCUUUGUCCUGUUAUCAAUUGGCUGGCUACUCAUGCGAAUCCACAACUCGAUUUUCAUGGGGUUAAAAUCGAGCUCGGCUGGUUCCAAGCUACAUCAAGUGGUUAUUAUCAACUGGGUAUUUUAGUGAUUGCUGGAAGCUCUACUCUUCAUGAUCUUCAUCAGUCCGAAUAUUGGGAUAACAGUGAUAUAUCAUCCAGGAACCUCGGUGUGGCAGCAAAUAACAGUUUGGUUUACACGAAUCAUAUACAAUCCCGUAAAAAGAUUACAAGGGGCUUCAAUGGUGGUAUAAUAAACGAGACUACAUUAAAGUCACUACGCUGUAAACGGGACUUUCUUUUCCCAUUUUCUCUUUCGUUGCUCAACACACGUCCAGUUGGCAGACAGGAUACUAUACAGCUGUUGAUUACUAUCAUGCUCGUGGCUGAUCUUUUUGUCACUCUUCUUAUGCUUUUUAUGUUUUACUGGAUAUCUCUCGGAGCUUUCCUUGCUGUACUCCUUAUCCUCCCUCUAUCCUUGCUGUCACCUUCCUUGGCAGGCUUGAAUGCCUUGUUUACGAAUGGUCCUAGAAGUGCCCCACUUUUUCGAGUUUACGCCUUGUGGAAUGCUAGCUCGAUCUCAAACAUUGUGGUUGCAUUUGUCUGUGGCUUGAUCCAUUAUGUGAUUUCCUCUGUGAUUUCUCCAGAAGAGGCAAAGAUAUGGCAUUCAAGGGAAGAUGACAAAUGGUGGGUUUUGCCUACAAUUCUGCUUUUAUUCAAGGCGGUUCAGGCUCGACUGGUCGAUUGGAACAUUGCAAAUUUAGAAGUCAAAGACUUCUCUCUUUUCAGUCCUGAUCCUGAUACUUUCUGGGCAUAUGAGCCUCUCUCUUAA
This is a messenger RNA of Striga hermonthica, 4278 nucleotides long. The record is from the annotation of a GenBank genome assembly. Lineage: Eukaryota; Viridiplantae; Streptophyta; Magnoliopsida; Lamiales; Orobanchaceae.